Molecule: messenger RNA, 2103 nt
Organism: Closterium sp. Yama58-4
Lineage: Eukaryota; Viridiplantae; Streptophyta; Zygnematophyceae; Desmidiales; Closteriaceae
Source: the annotation of a GenBank genome assembly
AUGCCUAGGUGUAAGAAAAGCCUGUUUUACCAUCCGCCGUGGUCAUCCGCCAUGGUACGCCUGCACAGGUCGCUCAUUAGUUGCUGGUUCACGCGCUCCUAUUCGAUUAGUUCGCAAAGAGCAGCUUCUGUCACUGUGGCAGCCGUCACAAUUGUCGCGUCAAUAUCCGGUGUCGCAUUUCUCUUAUCAUCGACAGGAUAUGCACUACCAUUCUGGCCGUCGUUCCUCCCCAGGGGGCCUGCGUCACCUCCCUCCGCUUUCCCGCAGAGUGGUUGUGAAGUUGCGAGGAAUUGUCGCGAGAAGCGACCGGAUAGAUACAUUUAUGCCGUUCAGGAUCCGUCAGAAUUCUGGUGGGAGGACUCUGCCAACCGCAUGCGAGACAGGGCCCCCAAGGGGUGGUGGACUGGUUACAUUCUGCGGGUUACCACACACCGUUGGUUCAACAGGACCGUUACUAACCGCAACCAAUGGUGGCAUUGGAUGACCGUGAUUGCGCCUGACGACAUGCACAAGGCGAACAAAGGCCUGGUGCUGUUCAUCAUUGGGUCGGGGUGGUCCAAGUCCCACUACCACCACGUGCCUCGCAAGGACGAGAUGUUCACCGCUGCCUUCGCCCCCUUGGUAGUUGAGCUGGGGAUCCUGGGAGCAGUGCUGCAUCAGCAGCCUAUGCAGCCAACUUCUUUCUAUGUGGGGCCUAACGGGCCGGGCAAGUUUGAAGAGCUGAAAGAAGACGAGAUCAUGGCGUUCACCUUUGCAAUGGCGGUGGCGCAUCCAGAUCAGAUGGAGUGGCUCAUCACGGUCCCCAUGGCCAAGUCCAUCGUGAGGGGAAUGGACGCGCUGCAGCUCGCCUCCCGGGAGAUCCUCCCCCACCUGCCGGUGGAAGGCUUUAUUCUCAUGGGAGUGAGCAAGCGAGGACUGAUGUCGUGGGUGACGUCAGCCAUGGAUAAAAGGGUGGUGGGCCUAGUGGCGUACGGCUUCGACCUGCUUGACUUUGGGCGCAACUUGCAGCACCUGCACGACUCGCUAGGCGCAUGGCCCGUCAUCCUCAAGUUCUACGCAAUCUUUAACGUCACCUCCCACCUGCAGUCGCCCCACUUCCAACGGGUCAUUGAGGACACAGAUCCCUACUACUUCAGAGAGCGCCUCACCAUGCCCAAGUUGCUCGUCACUGCAGCUAAUGACGAAGUGCUGGCACUGGAUGACACGUACAUCUGGUGGGACACCAUGCCGGAGCCAAAGCUGCUCAAGAUCAUGGCCAACUCGGAGCACAUGCAGAUCCGAAUCAACCAAUGGACUCGCGUCAACCAAUGGGCGAGCAGACCCACGUCAACCAAUUGGCCAACCAAGCCACCCUCUCCUUCCUCGCUUCUCUCCUCCACACCAAUUCCUCCUGUGCCACUCUUCCAGCCUCUUCCCGCCCCUCCCUCACUUGGACCCGCCCCCCCAACGCCCACCACUAUACCCCCACUCGCCACAAGCGCUUCGACAGAGUUGAGGGCACGGGCGUGUUUGUCGUGGAGGAAAGGAAAACAGCACAGGCUCGGCAAGGACGAGGGGAGUUGGGAGGGACACAAGCUGACCAAUCAGGAGCAGCCGCCGCAUCCCUGGGGCUGCGUUCCUGAGCUGCCACCUGUUGACUGGCCGCGGAUGAGGUGGCAGUUUGAUUGGUCCACGUUCACCAUCAAUGCCACGUCAGACAGGAAGCCGUUGGCAGUUAGAGCAUGGACUGGCCGCACAGCCAGCGAGCGGCGAGACUUCCGCUUCGUGCUGCAGCGAGGCUCCAAGGGGUGCAUGGCGCCUAUGCCAACAAUGCCGGGCACAUAUGCAGGCAAGUUCGACCUGUGUGUGCAGGCCACUCCCUUCUUUCUGCACAAGGUAUCGCCGCCCAAGCACCACCCUGAGGAUGGCUUGUGGCACUUUAGCUCCUCCAUCAGCGAUGUUCCCAAGGUGGGGUUCCGAGCAUUGUGGAUUGAAGCUGAUUUUGCGACUCCACAAAGAAAAGCCCCUUUUGUGCUGACAACUGAAGCCCUUCUAGCCCCUAACAAGCUGCCUUUUUCGCCUUGUGAGCUCGGAAACAAUUCCUGCCAAAUGCGCUGGAUAUGA